Apus apus (common swift) is the source of this 10112-nucleotide messenger RNA. It is a transcript of the gene TRPC5, whose product is annotated as transient receptor potential cation channel subfamily C member 5. NCBI's taxonomy places the organism in Eukaryota, Metazoa, Chordata, Aves, Apodiformes, Apodidae. Gene Ontology annotation, biological process: regulation of cytosolic calcium ion concentration; calcium ion transmembrane transport; manganese ion transport. Gene Ontology annotation, molecular function: protein binding; store-operated calcium channel activity; inositol 1,4,5 trisphosphate binding. The coding region runs from base 1 to 2970 and encodes 989 amino acids. The record is from RefSeq and is a predicted model, not a curated record. Gene Ontology annotation, cellular component: cation channel complex; membrane. The transcript is spliced from 10 exons.
AUGGCCCAGCUAUACUACAAAAAGGUGAACUACUCGCCCUACAGAGAUCGCAUCCCACUGCAGAUCGUGCGAGCAGAGGCAGAGCUCUCAGCGGAAGAGAAGGCCUACCUCAGCGCUGUGGAGAAGGGGGACUAUGCCAGUGUCAAACAUGCCUUACAAGAGGCAGAGAUCUACUACAACAUCAACAUUAACUGUAUGGAUCCUCUUGGUCGCAGUGCUCUUUUAAUAGCCAUAGAGAAUGAAAAUCUGGAGAUCAUGGAGUUGCUUUUGAGCCACAGUGUGUAUGUGGGAGAUGCUCUGCUGUAUGCAAUACGGAAAGAGGUGGUGGGAGCUGUGGAGCUGCUGCUGAGUUACAGGAAGCCAAGUGGUGAAAAGCAGGUUCCAACGUUGAUGAUGGACACUCAGUUUUCAGAAUUCACUCCAGAUAUCACCCCAAUAAUGCUGGCGGCUCAUACCAACAACUAUGAAAUCAUCAAACUGCUUGUCCAAAGAAGGGUAACAAUUCCACGCCCACACCAGAUCAGAUGCAACUGUGUGGAAUGUGUCUCCAGUUCAGAGGUGGACAGCCUGAGGCAUUCCAGGUCAAGGCUGAACAUCUACAAAGCCUUAGCCAGCCCUUCGUUGAUUGCCUUAUCAAGUGAGGACCCCAUCUUGACGGCCUUCCGACUGGGCUGGGAGUUGAAGGAGCUCAGCAAAGUGGAAAAUGAGUUCAAGGCUGAAUAUGAAGAGCUUUCACAGCAGUGCAAGCGUUUUGCUAAGGACCUUUUGGAUCAAGCGCGGAGUUCUCGAGAACUGGAAAUCAUUCUCAAUCACAGAGAUGAUCAAAGCGAAGAGCUGGAUCCCCAAAAAUGUCAUGAUUUGGCAAAGCUAAAGGUAGCAAUAAAGUAUCACCAGAAAGAGUUUGUUGCUCAGCCAAACUGCCAGCAGCUACUAGCAACACUUUGGUAUGAUGGUUUUCCAGGAUGGAGGCGGAAACACUGGGCAGUAAAACUCCUGACCUGUGUCACCAUUGGACUGCUAUUUCCUGUGCUAUCUGUGGCAUAUCUGAUUGCACCGAAGAGCAGGCUGGGACUGUUCAUUAAAAAGCCAUUUAUAAAGUUUAUCUGCCACACCGGCUCUUACCUAACCUUCCUCUUCAUGCUCCUGCUGGCGUCGCAGCACAUCGUCAGGACAGACCUUCACAUGCAGGGACCACCUCCCACCAUCGUGGAGUGGAUGAUCCUGCCAUGGGUUCUAGGUUUUAUCUGGGGAGAAAUCAAGGAAAUGUGGGAUGGUGGAUUCAAUGAGUACGUACAUGACUGGUGGAAUCUGAUGGAUUUUGCAAUGAACUCCCUCUAUCUUGCAACUAUCUCUCUUAAAAUUGUUGCCUACGUCAAGUAUAACGGCUCUCGUCCAAGGGAGGAAUGGGAAAUGUGGCACCCGACUCUCAUUGCAGAAGCCCUCUUUGCAAUAUCCAACAUUUUAAGUUCCUUGCGUCUCAUAUCCCUGUUUACAGCAAAUUCACACCUGGGACCUUUGCAGAUUUCUCUGGGACGCAUGCUGCUAGACAUCCUUAAAUUCCUUUUUAUCUACUGUCUGGUGCUUCUGGCUUUUGCCAAUGGACUGAACCAGCUUUAUUUUUAUUAUGAGACCAGUGCCUCGGAGGAACCCAACAACUGCAAGGGGAUCCGAUGUGAGAAACAGAACAAUGCCUUCUCCACACUUUUUGAGACCCUCCAGUCCCUCUUCUGGUCUGUGUUUGGCCUGCUGAAUCUCUACGUCACCAACGUGAAAGCCAGACAUGAGUUCACAGAAUUUGUUGGGGCCACUAUGUUUGGGACCUACAAUGUCAUCUCCCUUGUUGUGCUGCUGAACAUGCUCAUAGCUAUGAUGAACAACUCCUACCAGCUCAUUGCCGACCAUGCGGAUAUUGAGUGGAAAUUUGCACGGACGAAGCUCUGGAUGAGUUACUUUGAUGAAGGUGCCACUCUGCCCCCUCCUUUUAACAUUGUCCCAAGUCCCAAAUCAUUCUGGUACCUUUGCAAGUGGAUUCACAACCAUUUGUGCCCAGGCAAUGACUCUGACAAUGAACAGAAAAGGCAUGAAAACCUCAAAACAUUCACAGAACGACACGCUGACAACCUGAUUCAGAGUCAACAUUACCAGGAAGUGAUAAGAAGUCUUGUGAAAAGAUAUGUCGCAGCAAUGAUAAGAACUUCCAAAACCAAUGAAGGGUUAACUGAAGAAAAUUUCAAGGAAUUAAAACAGGACAUCUCAAGUUUUCGUUACGAAGUUCUUGACCUCUUAGGAAAUAGGAAGCCCCAGAGGAGAAGUUAUUCUACCAGCAGCACAGAGGUGUCCCAAAAGGAUGAAACAAAUGAAGAUGGUGAUGGAGAAAAACCCAAAACCAAGAGCGUGUCUUUCAAUGUAGCCAACAAAAAAAAGGACUUCAAUGUAUCUGCUCUAAUUAAAACUAUGUCUGGGAUCAACAUGGUGGAAGAUAAGCCAAAAAGCAAUGGGAUCAGUAAGCGCUCCUUUGUCCGAAACGGAAACAGAGUUCAGAGACUUUCCAGCUCCAAGAAGGAGUCCUUUAAGAGACUAGGCCUGCUUUUCUCCAAGAUGAACGGACAUGUACCUGAACCAAAUUCAGAACCCAUGUACACUAUUUCAGAUGGGAUUAUUCAGCCACACUACAUGUGGAAAGACAUUAAAUAUUCUCAGAUUGAUAAAGAGAGAGAAGAGAAUUGUUCCAAAAGUGAAAUUAACCUCAAUGAGGUGGGCUACAGUGGGAACACAAGACUUACGGGACAGAGCAAGGAGUGCCCUGUGGUUUGUACCAGCUCCCUUCACUGUGCUUCCAGUAUUUGUUCCUCUAAUUCUAAACUUAUAGACUCGUCAGAGGAUGUGUUUGAUUCAUGGGGAGAGGCUUGUGACUUGUUUAUAAACCAGUGGAAAGAUGGGCAGGAGGAUCAUGUUACAACUCGGCUAUAAGUAAAGCUAUCGAACACCUGCUGGAAAAGGUAGCCAGUUAUUUGUGAUGGUUUGCUGUCAUAUGAUCCAACAUUACUAUUUCCUUUCUCUCCACAGGUGAAAAAAGUGUGUAACUACUUAUGUUAGCCUGUUUUAUAGCCAUCUGCACCUUUUUUUAAUUUACUUAUCUUACACUCAAAUACUAAAGUUUUACCAUUUAUAAGGUCACUAUAAACCACAGGAAGCCCCUUUGGAUGCAGUCCCAGUCUCCAAACCCCACAGACUUCAGACACACAGGUAGCCAAGUCAAAGAUGCUCCAGUGCCCCCCAUCAUCAUCCCCCUGCUCCUGGGUUAUCACUGCUGCUCCCAGCACUGUCAGCUCUGCAUCCUGCUCCAUCCUCCUCAUCAACACACCCAGCUGGUGAGCAGUAACUUCACAGGAGGCUGAGAAUCACAUUUAAAGUCUUUUGAGGAAGAGUUUCAGGUUAUAACUGGCUUUUGUUUUCUUUAAGCAAUACGACCUCUGAUUCUUUUGGUUGUGUGUGUGAUUUUGUUAUAUUAAUAUUGUAGAUUGUUACUGAGCAAGAGACCCUUUUGAUCAUCCAGCUAGAACAUGUAAUGAUUUGCUUAUUUACCUAAUUCCUGUAAGAAAUUCCCCCUGUAGGGAGCAGAGCAACCUUCCAGUUAGGCUGAGAGUAGAAGCCAGGACCUUCCUAGCACCUUCUGAAUGGAUGAACUGACCCAAAACCAGCUGUAGCUGCUUGAAACACAAAUUUGAGUGUGGUUCUUACAUUCACAAUGGGCUGAACUAAAACCCAACCCUAAGCCUUGCUCUUACACCCCACCCCUCAAGAUGUCCAUUUAUUGAAAUUCCUAAUCUUACGUAACUGCUGCACUCAGUUUUUGCUGCCUCUCUGGUGGGUGCCAGGCUUCAGGAAGAAAACCGUCCUCCUAGUGUACAGCAAGUGCUAAUAGAGCUCAUCUUCCCUGGUCCUGUGGGCUGCAUUUCUGAAAAAGCAAUAGCAGCUCAAACUGCAUGUGGCAGCCUAGAAAGUCUCUGCAGUUCCUUUUGUAAGGUGCAACAAAAAAAGUGCAGCAGUAGAUGUCUUUUUUUUCCCCCCUAUUGUGGUAGUGUCUGGACAGGGCCUAUCAAUGUCACUACUUUUGUCUGAAAGAGCAUCAGAGAAGGGGGCAAGACAACCCCAGCAAAGUGGUUGAACAGUGGUUGGUUUGUGGUUUUUUAACUUAUUUACCAUCACUUCAGAGCUGUUAUUAGUCAGCUGCUUUCCUGGAGGAAGCAAGUCCUGACCAGGAGCUCAGAAAUGGCCUUCCUAUCUAAUAGAGCUGUGCUCCUGCAGUCACACUUACGGCUCUGUUUCCAGGAGAGGGUACACAAGCAUGAGCAUAUCCCAGGGGUGGUCGCCAAAAAUCACCUCUUCUGUAAACUGGGUUGUUAAUUCCUUUUGUAAAAGCAUAAUGCUGGAAAAUCUACACCUCUCACUGGCACUGGUCAGAUUUUAACAGCAAGGGGCAGGCACAGCUCUCACGGCAGGAUGGAGGGUCAGGAGGAAAGGGAUUCCUCUCUACAGCAGUCCCCACAAAAGAGAUGCUGAGAUGCCUGCAGUUGGAUACCCUGUCCAACUUCUAAACUUGGCUCCCUCAUCAAGGAAAACCACCUUGUCAGGUUUUGCCCUUGCAAAUCUAUGCAGCAUUACUGGAAGGCUGUGAUGGAGCACACCUAUAUCAGAGAGAUAAAUGUCAACAAUGCAGCCAGUUCCUGUAGCAGAGCUGCAGAUGCCAACACACUGAAUUGAUGGGAAGUUUUCAAUACCUCAAGGUGGAGGCCAUAGCUCUAGGCCAGCUCUAACGUCAAGAAAAAUGAGCAACCAGGAGCAGAGAUUCAGAAAUGUUUCUGCAUUCCUUGCUUGUAAGUUACACUGGUCCUGUUACCAGCAUGCAGUAUAAAGCCCAAAAUAUUUAAGCCUCUAGAUGUGUUAGUUAAGGCAAAGUGAAAAGCGUUUUUGUACUAACAGAUUCCAGGCCUCCAUAGUAAUUGCAGGGUUAUAGUUGUUUUUGAAAACCACAUCUCCUCUUCCUUUAUGAAAAGCUGAGCACACUCACAUUGGCACUACACAAGGAGACUUGCAGAACUGAGGGUCAGAAGCAGACUGCUGAUUAUUCAUGAAGAAAUCCAGUACCUCAGUCUUUUAAGAGAGAAAUCCAUCCAUACGCAGGAGCUGCAGUCAGGACCAACUGAAAGCAAUCAUCAGAGCAGCUCACAAUAAAAGCCCUACAGUUUAAUAAACCAAACUUGAGCAUUUUUCUGGAAAGAUGAACAUUUAGCAAGAGCUGCUACAGGGGGAUGAAGGUUUGAAUCAUUUUAUGCCUAACCUAACCACACUGCAGUUUAUGAACUCUGUUUGACAUGGGGCCAGCAGAUCUUUAUGGUAUUUCCUGUCUAGCAAGUAAGAAUGAAAAUAAUUCAAGUACGGUUAUACAGAUUACAUCAACUGAAUUUGAGGCUGGGACAGAUGCAGGGUUCAUAUCCUCAGACAGCAGAAAGGCUUUUGAACUUUUCUGGGAAAGCAACUGCACUGCUGCUGGUGAUGAUUAUAUUGUGUCAUUCAAAUGCAGCACUGCAUUAACAGGUACAGAUAAUGAAGUGCUAUUAACUCUGCAGUGGUCCCCCCAAAACAGGUAAAAAUUACACUGGGCAGCACAAAUCCCUUCUGUGCAAACUGUGUGAGUCAUGUUUCCCCACCGAGUCCUGAAAGGGCAGGGGUAGGAACUGCCACCUUGGAGUGGCAUGAUGGAUAAUGCAGUCUGCAGAAAUUUCAUGUUAUGCUAAAGGCGAGAGUCACAUGUUUGCUUGGCUGGGGCUCCCCUGGGCUUUGUUUCAUGACUCAGAUACUUCCCAGCUCCCAGCUAUGAGCUAGUUGGAGCUGACUCUGGAAUUUAACACAAAUAUUUGCUUUGGCUGUGAUUAAUACACAUGUCCAGGAGUUUGCAAAACUGUCAGAUUGGUCCCCAAGAGGCAAAAUUAUGUUUGAUUGCAUCUAUGCAUCCCCUUCGGUAGCACUAGACUUUCUAGCAGCUGGUGAAUUAUUAUUACUCAAGAACAGGAGCUUCAUGGGAGGGAAAUUAAGAUAUCUUGUGAAAAAUACUUUUGAUAAAGAAACCUGUGGUUUUUUUUAAUUCACUUGCAGUCACAGUAUUUGGGAUCUCACUAGUAUUUUUCCAUUUUCAAUUGCUCUAAAAGAAAACAUGUUUUAGUGCUAGUUAUUUCUGUCAGAGAACUAAGGGCAUUACCCCUGUGCUGUCUGUGCAGGCCACCAAGGUAGGAACUGACAGGACACUUGGAGGAGUUAAAGUUUUCCUUGGCUUGGGUUCAAGACGCACAGCUGUGCUAGAGCUGGCACACACCCAGCCUUUAUUCUGGGGGCUUCAAUAAUAAUCCUUCUGCAUAUGCAAGGAAUUUGGAAUUAGGAAUAACAGAGAUGCCAACCACCUGCCUUUAUGUUUCUUGCUCUUGAAGUUGCUUUAUUUCUCACCUCUCAUCCCCUUUUUAAAGCAGCACACCUACAGAUGAUCACCAAUAUUUGUUAAGUAGUUAACAAAUAACAUCCAGGGUUAAGAAUAUCAAAUAGAGCUAUGUGUUUGUACUCAGGUCAGAGAUUAAAGAAGUUGUUUCAGAAGCAAGAAAUUAACUGACAUAUCUCUGCAGAUAAUUUGGAUAUUUGCAUUUGUGUAUUAUUAACUUACUGGUAUAUAUGUAAAUACUCCAGUAUUUGUAGCUGUGGUCCCUCCAGAGGAAGCAUGCACAGCAGCUAGAGCACGGGAUUAGAGGGCAGGACUGCGGAGGGCUGAUCCCAGCUCUGCCACUGACUCACCUGUGACCUUGGGCAAGUCACUUCACCUCUGUAACGCCUCAGUUUCCCCAUCUGUAAAAUAGGGAUAAUAAUACUUACCUACCUCGCAGGGGGGUUAGUUCAUUAUUUAUAAGCACUUUCGGAUCUUCAAAUUAAAGGCGCUAUAUACAGUAAGUAGUUAAUAUUUGUAGCAGUAGUAUGUACUUUUAUUUUCUUACAAUUAAUUCAGGUUAGGAUUUAACUGUAUGUCCGUUAAGAUAGUUUUCCAUUUAGAAAACUAGCAUGGUUUCCUACAAAGGGAAUUUAGGGGGCUUCUGCAACAGAGAGCAGGAGCAGCACACCGUGGAAGUCUAAACUCUUAACACCCUUGCUUUUGUGAUUUAUGUCUCAUCCUUAACGUCACCUUACAGUAUUUGUGUUUCAUCCUUUUUCUGAUGGUACAUGCAACAUAAUUUUAGCAGAAACAGCCACUGUAAAUAUUAAGAAUAUCUAAACAAAUAUAUUCAUGUAUAAAUAUAAAACCUUACCUUUUAAAGGGGUUAAAAUUGGUUGAUGCAGACUUCUCAGCAUGGAGAGCUUCCACAGGCAGCCCAGCACUGACGCACGCACACAUGGCAGAAUAUUGGAGUAGGGCUAUGGGAAAAAGUCACCACAUGUCAUCAUCUCCUUAGAAUUCCCUUUUCCCCCAUCACUGGCAAGGGCAAGUCACACAGGUAACAAGGUCUCACAGGAAGGUGUGCAAUGGACUGGAGCAAAGGGAGGCUGUGGUCAGAACAAAAUCUACCUGCUGCCCGUUUAGCCCCAGGGAGCAGAAGCAGGAUCAGGAUCCAGCAGCUCCCGGACACUCACCUUGGGCAGCUGCUGGAGGAACCUCGUGUUCCUGUCUCCUGUGCCCCACAAGGGGGCUCUUUGCCCUGAUUUCUCUGUAGGUACAAUUGUUCUUCUUUACUGCGUACUCAGGAUAAAGGCCCCUGGUUUGAGUGACAGGAUCUCCAAGAUUUGAUUUGCACAGAAAGGGAACAGUGAGCAUUCUGAGCUCCCUUCCAGGAAUGGCAGUAGUUGCAGGGUAUCUGCACUGGGUAUUUGGACGGUUACUAGUAGUGUAAGCAAGGAUCUGAUUUACUGCUGGGUUUUCUAGCAGUUAGAAAACUACGUAAGCACCUGCUGUUCUCACACCAUUAAGUGUAAGUCCUACUUCCCUUGGGACUUCUCAACUUUGCUCUUGAAAGGCCAAAAUCCCAAAGAAAAGCAUAUUUCAAUUAAACAGGAAUAGGUGCAAUUCUGGUUUAAUUUCUGUCUGAGUUCUCCUUCAACCAGUUAACUUGUCCUGCAGUGUCCCACAGAUAUGUCUAUGAGAAACCUUCAUACAGUCUCAAAGGCUGAUUUCCAGGGAAACGGAAUCACCUCCCAUCUCUACUGCAAUUCCAUAGUCAAACAGAAUGACAAAAAAUAAGCAAAAAACAUCCAAACCACUAGUACUGCCUACAAUUAGUGAAAGUUGUUUACUUAACUAACAAAGCUCUGAAGCUGUUUUUGGAGUGGAUGCACUGUAAGGACCUCUUGCUCACAAGUGGGACCUCCUGGGCCAUGGGCACCACAGCCCCAGGUCGCUGCAGCCUGCCCGGGUGUGCUGGAGGCAUUAGUGACUCGUUCCUGUAAUGAUAAAAUUAUUUUGAAUCGGUGAGACUACAGUGAAUAAUAAAUCAGCUCACUGGAAGAGCAUCCAAAAUCAACUGUUACUAAAAUAAUCUGUAGUUUUUGGUGAAUGUGCAACCUGAAACCUAACAACUAUAAAGUCAAUCCCUUGCUGGAUUGUUUUUUGCAGGAGGUGGGGAGCACUCUGGGCCAGCCACAUUAGCAUAUUUUCUAGCAGUUUGUAAUUUAAUUUAAUUUUCACACUACUUCUUUCCCCAUUUCAGGCAAUUACAAUUUUACAAACAAGUCAUUUAUAUAUUACUCACAUAAUUGCCUCCACUCAGAACAACUACUGCUCUGGAGUAAAUCCAUGACCAAGUACAACUGUUUUAAAAAGAAAAUGUUUUAUCUAAAAUAGUAUAUUUAAAAGGCAGAAGUGAUUGAUGCUUAUUUGACCUGCUCCGUUUUUUUAAGGUGUGAAAACAAAACAAAAACCCCUCCAACCAUAACAACAAGAACACCCACCUAGCUCAAACCACCCAGAAUUUUAAAAGUCAAUUUGAUUUUUGCAGUUCUUUUACUCCCAGACCCUUCUCAAACAAGAGCUCACCAACUACAGACAGCAAUACAGCCCAUUUCUCCUGGCUAGCAUGUCCUCCUUGCAGCACAGGAGAUUUUCUUGUGAGGAUCUUUUUUUUCCAUCUCCCAUUUAAAGCAUUUCUGUAUCAGCAUUAACUCCUAAGCCAGAAGAAACAAUGUGCUUAGGACAAGACUUGACCCAUCAAAGAGCUGGCCUUUGAGGCUUUACCUAACACUGGGAUACCUCUAGCCCACAGAAUGAAAUGCCUUUGUACUAUAAAUAGUUGUUUUUGAGCAAGGGGGCACUUCUGGUCUAGCUAUUUUUUGGGUAUCGUACAGUCAUAUUUAAAAACUACUGAAUGUGUUUAUAAAGGUGGGUUUAGGAAUUAGAGGGCUUGGGAUCUUUGAGAAGCAAAGGAUAGUAGCAGAUGCUUCAGUAUUUUCUAUGUGGCAAGCCCUAGAGACCCAGGCUUACUCUGCAAGCAGUUUUUUUAGCAAUUGAGUUUUAAUAUAAAAUUAAAUAUUCAUUAAAAAAAAACAACUAUCAGAGACAGCUUCACACCUGAGCAUAUUUUAGAAUGCUACGUGACUUCAUGGGAUAAAGAAAGUGAGGCUUUUUUCCCCCACCCUUCCUCUUUUAGUUUUAGUCAAAAACUUGCUGGACUUUUCCAGGCAAAAGUGCUUUUAGAUGUAAGAAUUUUGCAUAUGGAAAGAGAGAGUGGGGACCUCAGCAUUUGCCAGUUGCCUAGUUAUAGCCACUCCUAGAGAACAGGAGGGAGAAAAGGGGAGAACAAAAAGCAAAAACAAAUGCUUAAUUUUAUGUACUUUUCUACUUGCAACUUUUUCUGUCCGUAGUGUAGACUCCAUGUCAUUCCCUUGCAUAACAUGUAAAAAUGAAAUUAUGUACAUAAUAAAAUUAUUUAUUUUAUGUGUAUUUUUAGCUUAACUGUAAACUGAAAAAAAUAAAGCAUUUAAUUUUUUUCCCAAAAAUGUAAGCCUAUUGAAAUUCGAGGUGUUUCUACCUUUUCAGAUGUAACAUUUCCAGCUGCCUAUUGAUAAUAAACAUUUAUGAACAGCAA